Messenger RNA from Exaiptasia diaphana, 1623 nucleotides. RefSeq names its product BRISC and BRCA1-A complex member 2. The transcript is spliced from 11 exons. The coding region runs from base 59 to 1198 and encodes 379 amino acids. Gene Ontology annotation, cellular component: BRCA1-A complex; BRISC complex. The record is from RefSeq and is a predicted model, not a curated record. Gene Ontology annotation, biological process: double-strand break repair. NCBI's taxonomy places the organism in Eukaryota, Metazoa, Cnidaria, Anthozoa, Actiniaria, Aiptasiidae.
AAGGUGGACACAUUUUUGCAUGCAAGCUUCAACCAGCUUGAUAAUCCAUUCUUGAGGUAUGGCUGGAGAUAUUCUGGAUCGAUUUAACCCAAAAGUUUCAAAGCUCUUAAAGCUUUUGUUCACUACGGAAAACUUUGGACUCAAAGGAGAGAGAAUCCAAAUAAAAGAACCGAAGUCAGGAUGCAGUUAUCCACCUUCGACAGCUAGAAAUCUAGAUCGUUUUAAAGUCUAUAUCCCCUUUGCUGGACACACUCUUAAAUGGGAAGUAAUAUUCAGCCAUCCAGAAUUACCUCCUGAUUUCAUAUUUGGAAAUCAAGAGUUAGACUUUGUUCCUGACAUUGAAAAAAUGCAGUCCUUGAUCGAUUGGGACCAUAACAACCCACAGAGUUUUGUGACGUUAAUAAAAGAAUUGGUCCAGCAUUAUAAACACUACCAAACAGAGUUAGUCAAGUCCAUUCCCAGGAUGCAGAUUGAGUGUGACUACUUGCUUGGGAACAGUGAUUAUAGUGAUUAUGAAGUUCAUUUCAGAAGGGAAGCAAAUCAGAUGUAUGAUUUAGAAGUUAAUAUACUGAUUAAGAUUCCAGUAGAUGUUGAAUCUAUUCCCCCAUACCUUCUCAAAGACAAUCCUGGUAUAGAUAUGGCGUGUUUGCUUCUCACUUACAUUUCACCAGAUGGAAAGUGUCAUGUUACUCCAAGGUUGUACUUGUCCCCCAGAUUGGAAAGUGCUCUUGGUGGCUCUUCAACACUACGCAUCCCACAGUGGGGUGGACAGAAUGGUUCAUGUCUAAUGGAUUAUCUGCCUGUCAUUCAUCAAUUGUUAAAACAAAAGGUGACCCAAGUAAGCUCUGGUUAUCAAAAAAGGAAGGAGUAUGUGUCAGCAUUCAUGAGUUCAUUUGGAGGGUCUGUUCUUGAAUAUGAUGCUGAUACCUACUAUGACAUUUCACUGCUUCUGAACGUCCAGGGCUUCUUCUGUAUAGCACACAUAAGCUUAAGUGUGGGAUUUCCAUUAGACAAACCAACAAUUGAGCUUCAGUCAAUUUAUCAUGAGAUCAAAGGAGUCCCAUACUCCAUCACAUACAGAGAAUAUCCAUACUCUCCCCGGUGGAGUGGGGAACUUAUGUCAGAAGCAGCAAGAACAUUUUUUCUAGAGAAGAUUCCAGAAUUCAAAGAGGCCUCAGUAUCUAAUGGAACAUUUUGACAUACUGUACAACUUUGUAUAGUCUUUGGUUUUCUUAUUUCGAUAGGAGCCUGAUGAUAGCAUGACCGUUGUGUCUCUCUCCGUAUACUUUUAAUAGAAAAUAUCAAUAAAAAUUCACGGGACUGGAUACCAGCCAUUGUACUCUCUCAUCAAAGCUGUAGCGGGUGCUCAACACAUCCCUUCUAAAUAUUUGAUGUAUGGCAUGUAGAAAAAUAAUUAUUGUAAAGGUCMACUGAGAUCACCAGUAUUAUCCUGGCAUCCCUGAAUCAUGAGUGGAAAGGACCACUUGUUGGUGUUUGAUUGAAUUUUUUAGGGCACUAUUUGUGGAAAAAGUCAUAUUUAGUCUUAAAAUUGAAGUAGCUUAAUAAAAUCAAAGUUUGUAUAUAGUUUUUAUAUUGGCAUAAUAAAAUACGAUUAUUAUUAUA